AUGGCUACUAAGGGUCUCGAGGCUCGUCUCAGGUCGUUGUCUGUUAAUGACGAGAAUGAUGGAUACCAAGGAACCAAUCCACGUCCAGAUUCCAAGAUUUCAACUACGAGCCCACGUCGAUCGAACAGAACCCGAGCACCAGAGCACCCCAAACCUGACACUUAUAAAAAACAAACCGUGAUCGUCGAGAUUCCUAUCUCCCAGUUAUCUGGAGAACAGAAUGAGAAGUCUCUCCGACGAACUCGAAAGCUGCUUGCAGAUGUGUCGAGGCAAACAUCGAAUGAACCCGAGAAGUCAAAAGAACACUCCAUCAAGGAUAGCAAGCUACCAAGUACACCACUAAAGCAUGUCCCUUCGCAAGUGGCUAAGAUUAGGAAUGGACAAACUCCUUCCCGGUCUCCACAUCCCCUCUCUGUUGUUAUGUCGCAGAUAUCAGAUGGUGUGACAGAAGAAGACGCGGCUGGUGAUACCAAGCCCAAAAGCAAAGUGCCUGAUCAUGUCGCGUCCCAAAGACCCCAAACAAAAGGCGAGAAAGCGCUCCUUCCAGAUCGAGGCAAUCACUCAGUUUCUCUGUCGAAAACGUCGAAUGACGUGUGCUCGGCACCGCUGAUCAAACAAGCCCUCCAUAAACAAUUCCAUUUAGGAAUGUUCGAGGUCGGUCGACCACUAGGAAAAGGGAAAUUCGGUCGAGUAUAUCUGGCCCGAGAACGAGAAACUGGUUUUAUCUGCGCGUUGAAGGUCCUACAUAAGAAUGAGAUCCAACAGCACAGGGUUGAAAAGCAGGUAGCGCGGGAAAUCGAGAUUCAAAGCAACCUGCGCCACCCCAAUAUCCUCCAGCUCUACGGACAUUUCCACGAUCGGAAACGAAUAAUUCUGAUCCUCGAGUACGCCGGAAAAGGGGAACUAUACAAGCAUCUGCAGAAAGCGAACCGUUUUCCAGAGUGGAAGGCAGCACAAUACAUUGCGCAAAUGGCAACGGCGUUACGAUACUUACAUCACAAGCACGUCAUCCAUCGAGAUAUCAAGCCCGAGAAUAUCCUUGUUGGUCUCCAUGGGGAGCUGAAGAUGUCGGAUUUUGGCUGGAGCGUUCAUGCGCCAAGUGGUCGCAGGCUCACGCAAUGUGGAACACUCGACUAUUUGCCUCCUGAGAUGGUGGAUCCAAAGAGACAGGAGAAGCCGUAUGACGAGAAAGUAGAUCUAUGGUCACUGGGGAUUUUGUUGUAUGAGUUCCUGGUUGGAAACGCGCCGUUCGAGGACACGCCUGCCAUGACACAGAGACGAAUCGCGAAGGGAGACAUGACUGUGCCCUCUUUUGUUAGCUCCGAAGCUAGGGACUUGAUUAAAAAGCUACUCGUCGUUGAUUCGGAGCAGAGGAUUUCUUUGAAGGAAAUCCGAGAACAUCCCUGGAUACUUAAGCACUGCGCGAGCGGCGCAAAACAAGUUAAAUCUUGA
Aspergillus affinis is the source of this 1452-nucleotide messenger RNA. Its product is annotated as aurora family serine/threonine-protein kinase. The record is from RefSeq and is a predicted model, not a curated record. NCBI's taxonomy places the organism in Eukaryota, Fungi, Ascomycota, Eurotiomycetes, Eurotiales, Aspergillaceae. Gene Ontology annotation, biological process: regulation of cytokinesis; mitotic spindle organization; protein phosphorylation. Bases 1 to 1452 code for a protein of 483 amino acids. The transcript has 3 exons. Gene Ontology annotation, molecular function: ATP binding; protein kinase activity. Gene Ontology annotation, cellular component: spindle microtubule; chromosome passenger complex; spindle midzone.